Molecule: messenger RNA, 741 nt
Organism: Nicotiana attenuata
Lineage: Eukaryota; Viridiplantae; Streptophyta; Magnoliopsida; Solanales; Solanaceae
Product: histone H2A-like
Exons: 2
Coding region: 91-510 (139 amino acids)
Cellular component (GO): nucleosome
Molecular function (GO): DNA binding; structural constituent of chromatin; protein heterodimerization activity
Source: RefSeq, a predicted model, not a curated record
AGUAACACUCAACACCAUUACAAAUCAAUUUUCUAAAGUUACAAACACAACACUUCUCCCCAAUUAUUUCGAGUUUUUUAGAGGUUAGAAAUGGAGAAGAAGGGAGCUGGAGGAAGAAAGGGUGGUGGUCCAAAGAAGAAGGCCGUUUCCCGUUCCGUUAAGGCCGGUUUGCAGUUUCCGGUAGGUAGAAUUGGGCGUUACCUGAAAAAGGGUCGAUAUGCUCAGCGUGUUGGAAGUGGUGCUCCUGUUUAUCUUUCUGCUGUUCUUGAGUACCUUGCUGCUGAGGUUUUAGAGUUGGCUGGAAACGCAGCGAGAGACAACAAGAAGACCAGGAUAAUACCGAGGCAUGUUUUGUUAGCUGUAAGGAACGACGAAGAGCUUGGAAAACUCCUAGCUGGUGUAACCAUUGCUCAUGGAGGUGUUCUUCCUAACAUCAAUCCAGUUCUUCUGCCUAAGAGAUCUGACAAAGAACCUGCUAAAUCGCCAACGAAGGCAACCAAGAAGGCCUAAUUUGUGACGAUGUUCUACUUGAAUCCAUGUUGUAAGAACAUUGUAUUUUAGCUGUGCAAUUAGGAGCUUUAAUGUGGUUGUGAAAUAAUCUGUACUUGUAUGUAGUUUUGAUAUUUAUGGUUGCAUGUAGGCAAAGUCUGUUGAAAACUAGGGAAUGUUUGAUUUCUGUUAUCAUGUAAAACUAAUGAAAAUUGGUUCUACUUCUCAAGAUCUUUAAUAGUUGUUAACAUA